This is a messenger RNA of Dendrobium catenatum, 1260 nucleotides long. RefSeq names its product putative F-box protein At4g22660. The transcript has a single exon. Lineage: Eukaryota; Viridiplantae; Streptophyta; Magnoliopsida; Asparagales; Orchidaceae. Bases 1 to 1260 code for a protein of 419 amino acids. The record is from RefSeq and is a predicted model, not a curated record. Gene Ontology annotation, molecular function: protein binding.
AUGGCAUGGUCUGAUCUCCCCAUAGAUAUCCUCCGUUGCAUCUCAUCGUACUUAUCCAUUGUAGAUUUAGUACGACUAUCUGUUGUCUGCACCUUGUGGAAUUUAACGCUUACCAAUUAUGCACUCCUUAGAUUUCAAUGUCGUCCCUCUCCAUGGCUACUCCUUCCCAACGAUGUCGGAGAAGCUUCUGACACACUCACCUUCUACGACGUUACCAUCGAAGAAGAAGAAGAAGUCAGUGUUGGCUACCAACGUCGCUUCUCCUCCCUCAGUAGCCACAUCUAUGGUCGUCGCUGCUUUGGCUCCAAAGAUGGAUGGCUCGUGACCCUUGACAAAAUAGAUCUGCAGCCUCAACUCUUCAACCCUCUCACAAAGGCUGAAUUAUUACUCCCAUCCCUUUUCACCAUCCCCAAAGAUCAUGGGCAUAUAAUUGAGCCCAAAUAUGCCCCUGAUGGCUCCAUCAGGUUUUUUUGUAAUGAAACUUCCUUAUACUUUACCGUGGGUGAAGAAGGCUUACGUGAUAUAUAUUUUCAUAAAAUCAUUGUCUCCUCUAAUGACUUGUUCAGAACUACUGUUGUUAUUUAUGGCUUUACAAAAGCGUUGGCUUUGGCAAGGCCAGGAGAUCAAACUUGGGUUAUUGGCCCACAAUUAGCUCCUUACACCUUGAAGCACAAUGAACAGUUUGAAGAUGUUUACUAUCAUGAUGAAGAUCAAAGGUUUUAUGCAAUCACACAUUUUUCUAUGGUUGUGGCUUUUGAUCUCAAUGGACAAAAUGUUGAAUUAAUAUGCCCGACGAUGCAAAACCCAUGCUGGCGCAACAGACACUUUGAUUACAUGUACUAUAUUGUCUUUUUGUCAGGAAGUCUUCUAAAAAUAGAGAGGGCGAUAAAAAUUUAUGAGGAGAUCAAUCGAACCAAUAAAGUGAAGACGACAGGUUUCAUUAUUUCCAAGUCUGUGCCAGUUGUUGUCGGUUCUUCUUAUUCUUACCCUCAAUGGGUCCCAAUCAAGGACCUAGGGGGUUACUCUCUAUUUGUGGGUUGUAAUCAGACUUUUUACUUGCAUCACAAGGUUGCUCCUGGUAUUAGACCAAAUUGUAUAUACUUUGCUGACCAUUUGAGCAACAUGUUGCCAGAAAAUGUUAGUCAGGAUGUUGGGCUUUUUGAACUUCGCAAUGGGCAGUUUGAGUAUUUUUUUGACUCAGAUUCACCGUCUAAUUGGCCCCCUUCAAUUUGGUUUAUACCAACGCUUUCAAUUUCAUAA